This is a messenger RNA of Coregonus clupeaformis (lake whitefish), 1396 nucleotides long. RefSeq names its product stathmin-like. Gene Ontology annotation, cellular component: cytoplasm; neuron projection. The coding region runs from base 99 to 551 and encodes 150 amino acids. The transcript is spliced from 5 exons. Lineage: Eukaryota; Metazoa; Chordata; Actinopteri; Salmoniformes; Salmonidae. The record is from RefSeq and is a predicted model, not a curated record. Gene Ontology annotation, biological process: microtubule depolymerization; regulation of microtubule polymerization or depolymerization; neuron projection development. Gene Ontology annotation, molecular function: tubulin binding.
AAUACUCGAGUAGAGAAUUCGCCGCGAAAGUCUAGCUGCAGAGGAGAAAUUUGUUUAACUGUUGGUAAAGGUACAUUGACUCACUGUCCACUACUGAAAUGGCCUCCUGCGGUGAUAUUCAGGUUAAGGAGAUUGACAAACGUGCGUCUGGCCAGGCGUUCGAGGUGAUCCUGGGCACUCCAGCUGCAGAUGCCAAGGGAGAGUUCCCCCUGUCUCCUCCUAAGAAGAAGGACUUGUCCCUGGAGGAGAUCCAGAGGAAACUGGAGGCUGCAGAGGAGAGGCGGAAGUCCCAUGAAGCGGAGGUUCUGAAGCACCUAGCUGAGAAGAGGGAGCAUGAGAAGGAGGUGCAAAGGAAAGCCAUGGAGGAGAACAACAACUUCAGCAAGAUAGCUGAGGAGAAGCUUAACCAGAAGAUGGAGGCCAACAAAGAGAACAAGGAGGCCCUUCAGGCAGCCAUGAGCGAGAAGUUCAAGGAGAAGGACAAGAAACUGGAAGAGGUGCGGGCCAAGAAGGAAACCAAAGAGGGUGGUGCCGAGACAUCAGAAAACUGAACAUUUCAGUCUGUAUUGGAUUGUACACUAGAGGGUUUUUUACGUAUCCAAAGAUUGAUUUAUAUUUAGUUGAUGGCCAGUAUUUUUGUUGUUCACUGCCACCCACCUUUUGAAGAAAAUAAAGUUAUCCCCGUUUUGUGAAUUUUACUACUUUCCUGCCAUAGUUUUACAUGUGGAUAUUCUUGUCCACUUGUUACUUCUAUUCCACGGCUGUCUGAACUUUACUAGCUGUCAAUUCCUCAAAUGCAUUGGAGGAGACCUCCUCAUCCAAUGAAGCUUUGAGAGAAAUUGAGGAAGCAAGGGUUUGACCGCUAAUGACCACUUCAUACACAGCCCAUUUCUUUGGAUAUGUAGCUUUUGUCAUUGCAGCUUCUGACCUAAUGAAAAAUAGCAGUGUAUGUACUUGUCCUUUAAGGAAGCAUCUCUAUUCCAUAGUGCAGCGUUGGAAUCGUGUCUCUGCCACACCUGACUGUUCAUAAUACUUAUUGAUCAAUGAUUGUUGAUCUGGGCUGUUAACGUGUUGAUCGGUUUCACCUUUUUCACAGCAGCAGGUGUUCUAAUGCACUAACCAAAAGUAGUGCACUGAAUAGUGCCAUUAGACUCACCCCUAAAUCUAAUCUUUGUGCCGCUGUAGAUUGUUUUGCUUUUGUAAAGUGGGGUUUUGUCUCAAAGCACAUUACUUUGUGCUGUUGUAGGUCCGUGAAGUAACUUUUGAAUAAUCUAGGAUGUUACUGGAAGACUGGGUCUACAUAUGAAAUGCAAAAGAGCAAUACACUUUGGCAUCUUAAUAGAUGUUGACUUAACUGUUGUACUAAAAACAAUAAAUAAUAAAAUUGCCAAAUGCC